Messenger RNA from Schistocerca americana (American grasshopper), 284 nucleotides. RefSeq names its product eclosion hormone-like. The transcript is spliced from 2 exons. Gene Ontology annotation, molecular function: ecdysis-triggering hormone activity. NCBI's taxonomy places the organism in Eukaryota, Metazoa, Arthropoda, Insecta, Orthoptera, Acrididae. Gene Ontology annotation, biological process: neuropeptide signaling pathway; ecdysis, chitin-based cuticle. Bases 33 to 284 code for a protein of 83 amino acids. The record is from RefSeq and is a predicted model, not a curated record.
UCCGCUACAUUCCACUCUUUCUUCACACAGAGAUGGCCGCCCGCCGCUGCUGCCCCCUGACGAUGCUGCUGGCCGUGCUGUUGGUGACGUCAUGCCUCGCACCGCCCGUGGCUGCCAACGCAGCCAGCGUCUGCAUCCACAACUGCGCGCAGUGCAAGAAGAUGUACGGCCCCUACUUCGAGGGGCAGCUGUGCGCCGACGCAUGCCUCAAGUUCAACGGCAAGAUGAUGCCCGACUGCGAGGACGCCGCCUCCAUCGCGCCCUUCCUCAACAAGCUGGAGUAG